Molecule: messenger RNA, 2155 nt
Organism: Sphaeroforma arctica JP610
Lineage: Eukaryota; Ichthyosporea; Ichthyophonida
Product: branched-chain amino acid aminotransferase
Exons: 8
Coding region: 140-1165 (341 amino acids)
Biological process (GO): branched-chain amino acid metabolic process
Molecular function (GO): branched-chain-amino-acid:2-oxoglutarate transaminase activity
Source: RefSeq, a predicted model, not a curated record
GGGGAGGCUAAGAAAAUAUGUAUAUGUGUGUAUACACAAAUAGAUAUUAUCAAAACAUUGAUGUCUCUACGGCUGCGACACCACAGUUACACAUACAUACAAUUCAACGCUAAAACACUGUAAUAUCAUAACUCCAGCCAUGACGAGCUCUGCAAUUCCUGCUCCCAAAGGGUUCGUGUACUCCGACACAGAUUCGCACGUGGAGUGUGUUUACAAAGAUGGCGAAUGGGGUGCUCUAGAGACGGUCGCUGAUCCGUACAUUAAAAUCCACAUGUCCGCCGGGACUUUACACUAUGGACAAACGAUAUUCGAAGGGAUGAAAGCGGAAAAGGGUAAAGAUGGUGUUGUACGCUUAUUCCGACCAGAUGAGAAUGCCAAACGUUUAAAUCGCUCAGCCAAGCGGUUAAUGAUGCCGACUUUAGAUCCCGAUUUUUUUAUCGAGGCAGUGAUGAAGGCCGUUAAGGAGAACAUCCGGUUUGUGCCGGAAUUUGGGACUGGUUCGCUAUACAUCCGACCAUACAUGUUUGCUACUCAGCCAGUGCUUGGUCUGGAUCCGGCGACUGAGUAUAAGUUCGUUGUCUUCGUGGUACCGGUGGGUGACUUCUACAGCGGGGCCGUCCAGUCUAUUCCUGCGUUCGUUGUGGAAAAUUCCGACCGAGCCGCUCCUCUGGGCGUGGGUGCGGCGAAGGUUGCCGGAAACUAUGCGGCGUCUAUGGCCUCUACCAGAGAAGCAAAGGCCAAUGGAUACCCGAUCACUCUAUUUCUCGACGCUAAAACGCGGACGUAUGUGGAGGAAUUUGCCACGUCCAACUUCGUGGGGAUCUCAGCGUGCGGUCAGAAGUACUUGACGCCCUGUUCAGCGUCUAUCCUGGCAUCGAUCACAAACAAGUCUCUGGAGGCGCUCGCAUCAGAUCUGGGCCUGAGUGUGGAGAGGCGGCCCAUCCUGAUCGAAGAGGUGAAGGAGUUUAGCGAAGUAGGAGCUGUGGGAACGGCCGUAGUGUGUUCGCCUAUCAGCCAGAUAGUGUAUAAAAGCUCUGUGUUCAAUAUCCGAGGUACCGCCACAGGCCUGGGACCUAUUCUGCAGAAACUAUACGAUGCACUGCGAGCCGUUCAGCAAGGAGAAGCUGAGGAUAAGCACGGUUGGAUCAAGAUUGUCACGGCCUAAAUGUACAGAGCAGAGUCACCAUCUCGAUGCAGGUUUGCGUAUAGCUUAGUAUCGAGAGAGUACUCCACCAGCAUAGUCAAUGAAAGAAUAACAUCGUCGAGAAUGUACAAACUGCAUUGCAGAUUGUAAAUUGCAGGAAUAGUUAGGUGGUUUAUUUGUAUUUACUGGGUAGAAUUGCCGUCCAUCUAAGGCGAUUAGAGAGUAUUUCUAGUAUAGUUCGAUACAUCCUUGAUUUGGCCUUGGAUUGUCAUCAUCCGUACGGCAGUACUUUUGGAGUGCAGGUGGUGGGUAUAGUUGAGUGGUUCUAUUUUUAUCUACUGGGUAGAUUCACCGGUCCAUUUAAUGCGAUUAGAGAGUAUGACUUAGUAAAAGGCUUUAGCGGGUUUAAUGUGGUCACAAUGAUAAACAGUCUUUUCGUUUGAUACUUCUCUUCAUUCUAGUGGUAAGAGAUGCACAACAUACACAUGGUGAAAGUGUAGUAGUACAGUAUUAGCGCGAAGAUACAUACACACAACAUAGAAACAUAUACACAAAUGACAUGAGGACGAUGUUGUGUGAUAGAUGCGGCCUGCCCUAUGAAAGAGCAUAGUAUCCUUGCUUAGAUCCAGAAGCGAUUGAAACAACGUAUCCAAUGGGCGUACGCACAUAAAAUGGUUUGUAGCGUGUACUUUCUACCAGAGCAGAUGGUGCCCUUCAGAUAUAGUAUGCACCCACGUAUUGGAUGCGUAACAGUAAGAAAUUUGCCAGCUCGCAUAGAGUGUGUGCAACCAAUGGUUCCUGAAAGCGGUGUUGAUGCUAGGCGGGAUCAGGCGGGUGUGUUGUGAAUAAUAUGAAGACUAGUACUGUCGAUACUAUUACUACUGUGGAUGUAGCUAGUAUUGUUAAGCAAGUCACCAGUAGAUCUAUACCAUCCACGACUGCAGUCUCGGCGAAGAAAAUGUCUAUCAAACAUGCAUCGCAUGCAACAUCAAAUAAAAAGUAUUGCGUGAG